UUGUCUGCAGGUAUUUCUGAACUGACUGAGAAAUGACUGUUUGCCUGUGGAGACAUUAGCUGUGACAGGACGUCCAACUCACAGCUUCCUCAUUGCACAAAUACACAGACACCAUCAUGUCUUCCAAGAUGGUCAUCACGCAGCCUCAGCCUGUGAUGGAGGCCCGAGAAUCUGAUGAGUGGGGAUCUGGGAUAUGUGACUGCUGUCAAGACGUACCUGAGUGUUGCUUCGCUUUCUGGUGCUGUCCCUGCUUUGCCUGUAUAACUACCAAGAAGUACGGCCAGUGUCUGUGUCUCCCCCUGCUGGAAAUCUUCGGCGGCAUCCCUGCCAUCACCAUGUCCAUGAGGGUCUCCAUGCGGCAGCGCUACGGCAUCAAAGGCACCAUGUGUAGGGAUUGUCUGUUGGCCACGUUCUGUAACUCCUGCUCCUGGUGUCAGAUGUCCAGAGAGAUGAGGAGAAGAAACAUCCAAAUCGUUCUCGUCAGCGCCAAGAACACAUGACCUCUCUCCUCGCUCUUCGUCACUACAUUACUACUUCAACAUAACCUGCUUUGGCUUUUACUAACAUGUAAUAAAAACAAAAUGUUACUGACUGACAAUCUGCCUGUAAUACUAGUUUAUUGAGGUUAGUCUUUCCCUUUUAUUUUCCCCCCUGAGACUAAAACUCUUAUUUUCAGUUUCAAAGUGUCUUCUGACUUAUAGGUAAUGGAUGAACAUUUAUUAACUGAUUUCUGGCCUGAGGUUCAGUAUAAAAGUCUCAACUUGUUUUACACAAUAGAUAUAUAAGCUUGUAUUGCAUUUUUGUAAUUAUUAGUAAUAUCUGGGAAUGUUACAGUUUAUCAAAUGCAUACUUAAUUAAAUCCUUACACAGAAAUACAGAGGGACAAGAGGACAGGAUUUUUUUUAUAUUGACUUUUUAAAUGUUUUUCUAUUUUUAGUUCAUGUCUGCUAAUGUCACUUUUAAUAUGAUUUAUAUUCAUAAUCGAUUUAUUGACAAUAAAAUGAAUU
This is a messenger RNA of Morone saxatilis (striped sea-bass), 1007 nucleotides long. RefSeq names its product plac8 onzin related protein 2 (gene ponzr2). Bases 117 to 500 code for a protein of 127 amino acids. The transcript is spliced from 4 exons. The record is from RefSeq and is a predicted model, not a curated record. Lineage: Eukaryota; Metazoa; Chordata; Actinopteri; Moronidae.